Solanum stenotomum is the source of this 1335-nucleotide messenger RNA. RefSeq lists its product as uncharacterized. Lineage: Eukaryota; Viridiplantae; Streptophyta; Magnoliopsida; Solanales; Solanaceae. The transcript has 6 exons. The coding region runs from base 553 to 1335 and encodes 260 amino acids. The record is from RefSeq and is a predicted model, not a curated record.
CUCUACAGGAUAAGUUUCAUAUGAAGCAGAAACGCAAGAAGUCAGCACAAGAACUGUUAGUAAGCUUGCGGGGACAACAAGCUAACAACAUAAGCAUAACUUCUCAAGAUUUGCAGCAACAAUUUCAUGGGGAUCAACCAGAUGAACAACUUGAAAAUGAGAACAUAAUAACUCCCACACUCAGAGAUAGCAACAUAAAUGCUUCUUCAAGCUCUAAUGAAGCCAACACACAAGAGAAAGAUGAGCCCUUAGUUGUCAAGAUUAAAGAUACUUCGACUGGAGAAGUUACAACUCAAAAGAUGCAACCAGAUCGAGUUUGGAACUUGGAAAAGAAUAAAAAAAAUUAUGGUUGAACUCAAUGGAGAUGGACAAGGAAGUGAUAAUGGUUCAAACUUGCUUGUGAGAUUUCUUGGCAAACUUUCUCAAAAGUCAGUAUUUUGUCCCAUAUCAGUUGAGAGAUGGGAUAGGAUGCCGAAGGCAAAAACACACCUUUAGUGGCAGCUUAUUGAGGAGAACUUCGAGUUUGAUUAUGCUAUUGGAAUUAAAUGGGUGAUGCAUUCUUUACGCGAUAGAUGGAGGGCCUAUAAAUAUAAGUUAAGAUGUGACCACUUCUAUCCUAACAAAAGUAAGGAAGAGAUACUUGCUAAUCGUCCCGCAAACGUGGAUUCUAAUGAUUGGACUGCUUUUGUUCAUCACUAUAAAGAAGAUAAGAUGAAGACACAAAGUGCACAAAAUACGAAGAAUAGAACAAAACUUAAAGUCUCGCAUGCCGGUGGUAGCAAAAGUAAUGCAAGGAGAGGUCGUCAAAUGGAGCAAAAAUUGGGAAGGCCUGUGUGCCGAAGUGAAGUUGUAUUGUCAACUUUACUGAAAAAGAAUGGUAAUUAUGUGAAUGAAGAAGGGAAGAUUUUAGCUGAUAAAAUAUCGGAGCAUCUACCUGAAGAUCAAGAACAUGCUGCUACUUUAGGUGUUCCGUUGAAGAUAUUGGCUCAUCCCAAUGACGCCAUUGGAAAAGUGUAUGGAGUUGAACAUUCUGGUCGUGUGCGUGGUAUAGGUGGUAAUGUUUGUCCUUCUGAUGUUUUUGGGAUGCCUAGACAUUCAAUUAGUCAUGCAAAUGUCGGCAAUUUCAGUAAUACGUCUCAUCAACGUGUUGAAGACCUAGAGAAACAUGUAGAAACUUUGGAAGAGAAGCUGACUGGAUAUGAAGAGACCAAGGAAAAGCUUGAGGAAACCAAGAAACGACUUGCACAAAAUGAGAAUCACUUGGAAACUCUUCAUAGGUUUUUACAAGCCAAAUUUGGUAAUGAAUUGCCUAGUUUCAACAUAGAUUCUUCUUAG